Messenger RNA from Aricia agestis (brown argus), 792 nucleotides. Its product is annotated as EF-hand calcium-binding domain-containing protein 1. Bases 1 to 792 code for a protein of 263 amino acids. The record is from RefSeq and is a predicted model, not a curated record. The transcript is spliced from 5 exons. Gene Ontology annotation, molecular function: calcium ion binding. NCBI's taxonomy places the organism in Eukaryota, Metazoa, Arthropoda, Insecta, Lepidoptera, Lycaenidae.
AUGACGGAGAAGAAUCUGCCUAUAAGUAUGGCGGCGAGCGCUAUUGCCCUGCGCGGGGUUCGGCUGUUCCUGUCAGCUGGGCGGGCAGCAGCUGGGCGGGCGGCAGCUGGGCGGGUGGAUCCGCCCAAACGCAAGACCAAGCUCCCCGGAAACAAGAUACACCAAGACGCUCUGGAGAUCCUGCUCAGGGCUACAAGGUUUAAUAAACAGGAGUUGGAGGCACUUCACUGUAUGUACAAGAAGCUGGUCCUCGCCGCCCAGAGCGCCGCGCCCAGCACCGGCAUAUCGCAGCCAAACAAGCUGGAUGGAAUAGAACAGAACACAUUUCGUGAUGUCAUGCACAACACUUUCGACCUGGUGACCGAAGAGGUGAUAGUAGACCGAGUGUGGGUGACUUGGGAGAGGGGUAACGGUGGUGAGGGAUCCAUCAAGUUUGACGCCUGGGUCCGGGGACUCAGCGUGAUGCUGCGAGGCUCCGAUGAUGAGAGGAUCUCCCACUGCUUCGCCGUGUACGAUCUGAAUAACGAUGGCUUUAUUACGCGGGAUGAAAUGUUUAUAUUGCUGAAGAAUUCUCUUCUGAAGCAGCCUGGUGACGAGGAUCCCGACGAGGGGGUCCGGGAUUUAGUGGAAUUAGUACUAAAGAAACUGGAUAUUGAUAAAGAUGGUAAAAUAUCCAUGGAGGACUACAGGGAGGCCGUGCAGCAAGAACCUUUGCUGCUGGAAGCGUUUGGCCAGUGUCUACCGUCAAAGAGACAUGCUGCGACUUUUCUCAAGACUCUUAGUAAUAAGUAG